Misgurnus anguillicaudatus (oriental weatherfish) is the source of this 531-nucleotide messenger RNA. It is a transcript of the gene cxcl13, whose product is annotated as chemokine (C-X-C motif) ligand 13. Gene Ontology annotation, cellular component: extracellular region. Gene Ontology annotation, biological process: defense response; chemotaxis; immune response. Lineage: Eukaryota; Metazoa; Chordata; Actinopteri; Cypriniformes; Cobitidae. Gene Ontology annotation, molecular function: chemokine activity. The record is from RefSeq and is a predicted model, not a curated record.
ACUUGAUUUAUGACUUCCCCUUCUGAGCAUCAAUAUAAACUGGCCAAAAGGAGUCUCUCAUCCUAAACCUGCUCCACUCCAGAUCUCGCCAUCAACAUGCUUCUGCGCACAAAUUUACUGCUGGCAGCUAUUGCACUCUGCUGCAUCACAACCCUACUUGCAUUCCCAAUGGAUGGUUUUGAUACCAACAACAAGUGUCGCUGUCUUACCACCACUACAUCCAUAGUCCCACCUCGACUUUUCCAAAGAAUUGAAAUUCUGCCUCAAGGUGCACACUGUCGCAAAACCGAGAUUGUGAUUACCAAAAAGGACAACAGUACAGUCUGUGUGAAUCCUGAAGCAAAAUGGAUCAACAACGUCUUGUCCAAAGUAAUGAGGAGCAAAAGAAAUGCAAAGGAAACUGAACCCACUGUGGCAUAAAUGAACAGACCACAACAAAGACAUUUUUCAUAUUUUCACAUUUGAAAUGUCAAAUGUAAAUGUUGAUCAUGUAAAAAUGAUUUUGAAAUAAAAAACAACUUAUUCCAAAAA